Nicotiana attenuata is the source of this 2974-nucleotide messenger RNA. Its product is annotated as pentatricopeptide repeat-containing protein At1g69290. Gene Ontology annotation, molecular function: protein binding. The transcript is spliced from 2 exons. Lineage: Eukaryota; Viridiplantae; Streptophyta; Magnoliopsida; Solanales; Solanaceae. The record is from RefSeq and is a predicted model, not a curated record. Bases 31 to 1998 code for a protein of 655 amino acids.
CAUUUCUCUCGAUCGACACAGUGAGCAAGAAUGUGGAGAAGAGCUUUCUGUAUUCUCUCACAAAGACCCUUUUCUUCACAACCUGAAAUCCCCACUUUGUAUUCUUUUCUCCAACCUUCAAUUUUCUCCUUAAAAAGAACACAACCACCUUCUUCUACAACCCCAACAAAACCCCAAGACCAAACCCCACUAACCUUAACACAAGAACAUAAAUCCAAUCUUGAAUUCACUCUUCAAACUUCCAUAAACACCAAUAACACAGAUGAAGCGUGGAAAUCAUUCAAGACUCUUUCAAAUUACUCAGCUUUCCCAAGUAAGUCACUUACCAAUUCACUCAUCACUCAUUUGUCAUCACUCAAUGAUACUCAUAACAUAAAAAGAGCAUUUGCAUCUGUAGUUUUCUUGUUAGAGAAGAAACAAGAAUUGUUACAGCCUGAAACUGUACAUGUUCUGUUGAAAUCAAUGAGAGAUGCUAACACUGCCGCCCCUGCUUUUGCAUUGGUUAAGUCUAUGUUCAAGAACAGAUUUUUCAUCCCUUUUAGUCUCUGGGGUGAUGUUCUUGUCGAAAUUUGUAGGAAAAAUGGUAACUUUAGUGGGUUUUUACAAGUUUUCAAUGAGAAUUGUAGGAUUGCUAGUGAUGAGAAGUUGAAUUUCUUGAGACCUAGUUUGGCAGCUUGUAAUGCUGCACUAGAAUGUUGUUGUCGUGAGCUCGAAUCGAUAACCGAUGCAGAGAAGGUGGUGGAGACCAUGUCGGUUUUGGGUGUUAGGCCUGAUGAAUGUAGUUUUGGGUUGCUAGCUUAUUUGUAUGCAUUAAAGGGUCUUAAUGAGAACAUAGCUGAGCUAGAAGGUUUAAUACACGGAUUUGGUUUCACGGAUAAAGGGGUUUUUCUUAGUAGUUUGGUUAGCGGGUUUGUAAAGUGUGGUAAUUUGGGCUCUGUUUCAGCAACUAUUCUUCGAGGUUUAAGAGAAACGGGUGGACAGGGAUUAUGUUUGGGAGAAGGAACUUAUAGUGAAUUAGUAACUGGAUUUCUUCAAAACGGGAGCAUAAAAGAUUUAGCUACUUUGAUUGGUGAAACGCAGACUUUGGAAUCUCCAUCAGUGAUUGUUGAGAGAUCUGUUGGAUAUGGCGUUAUUAAUGCUUGCGUUAGUCUCGGGUUAUUGGUCAAGGCACACAUGAUAUUUGAUGAAAUGAAUGCUCAGGGAGCUUCUUUAGGUCUUGGAGUCUACGUGCCAAUAUUGAAGGCAUAUUGCAAAGAGCAAAAAACAGCUGAAGCUGCUCAAUUGGUGACAGACAUUAGCAGUUUAGGUUUCCAAUUGGAUGUUGCGACCUAUGAUGCCCUAAUUGAAGCGUCUAUGUCAUGCCAAGAUUUUCAGUCUGCAUUUUCUAUUUUUAGGGACAUGAGAGAAGCAAGAAUACCUGACUUGCAAGGGAGUUACUUGACUAUCAUGACUGGUUUAACAGAAAGCCAUCGACCUGAGCUCAUGGCUGCUUUCUUAGACGAGAUUGUUGAGGAUCCUAGAAUUGAAAUUGGAACACAUGAUUGGAAUUCCAUCAUUCAUGCCUUCUGCAAGGCUGGACGGCUAGAAGAUGCAAGGAGGACUUUCAGGAGAAUGACCUUCCUUCAGUUUGAACCCAAUGACCAGACAUAUCUUUCUCUAAUAAAUGGAUAUGUGACAGCGGAGAAGUAUUUCAAUGUUCUGAUGCUGUGGAACGAAGUGAAAAGGAAGAUUUCGACGGAAGGGGAGAAGAAGUUUAAACUAGAUAAUAGCUUGGUCGACGCAUUUCUGUAUGCGUUGGUCAAAGGUGGCUUCUUUGAUGCAGUAAUGCAGGUAGUGGAGAAAUCUCAAGAGAUGAAGAUAUUUGUUGAUAAAUGGAGAUAUAAACAAGCAUUUAUGGAAAAACAUAAGAAGCUCAGAGUUUCAAAGUUAAGAAGGAGAAAUCGCAGUAAAAUGGAUGCACUUAUUGCUUUCAAGAAUUGGGCUGGUUUGAGUGCUUGAUGGGACACAUAUCUGUUGCUUGCCAAUACUCAACUUAACGUUAAAGGCUAACUUGGAUUAUAGGGCUUCAAUGACACAACAAGCGGCAAAUUGCUUUUCAGGAAACUUGCUAAAUAUUAUGAGUUGCAGAGCCUUUAGCAGGUGACAGAGAUCAAAUAUGUAUUAUGCUUGCCAAACCAUAUGGAAAAGUAUGAUCUAACUUCCAAGAAGCAGGAUUAUGCUUUGGGUAAAACACCAGUCUAGUCGAGCUAAAUGCUGCAGAAGCACUGUACUCCAACCUGGCUUUGAUCAACAUACUCUAGAAGGGACAACUUGCUACUGCUCUUCUUAUAUCUAUUUCCUUUUUGGAUGAGUUGUGUAGCCUAAAGGUCUAAGAGAAGUGUGAUACAUUGCUGCACCUGCAGAUUCUCUCAGCUGACCCUAAGUUCAAACUGUUGUCAAUCCUUACUCUCAAACUUCAAAAAGAAAUGAAAGUUUCUAAUGACAAGGUGGGGACUAUUUGGAUGAUAUGGUAGCCAAUUUAACCAAAAUGAUGAGUUGCUAGCCUAAAGGUCACGGGUUCGAGCCGUAGAAGCAGCCACUACUGCUUGCAUUAGGUAGGCUGUUUACAUUACACUCUUUCUUUCAGUGCGGCCCUUUCCCAACCCUGCUUUGUGCACCUGGAUCCCCUUUGAUGAGUUGGUAGCCUAUUUCUUCUAAAAGGCUUUAAGAUUUUUUGGUGAUCUACUUUAUCUGCUCACUGCAAGAAUGAAUACAUGUGAUUCUGCCCCAAACACUAAUAAUGACACCCAAAUAGACAACUUCCUUUGUCAAUACUCAGUUGGGUUGUCAGAUUCUCCCACUUUGUGUUUCCUUUGCUACAUUCACACUUUACUAUCAAGACUAUACUUUUGUGGAAUUGUUUGAUUGAUUUUGUUCUACUAUUUCUCCACAUAUGUAAAUAAAUUCAAGUUUUAUGUACUAACGAUUUAAAAAU